Messenger RNA from Aphis gossypii (cotton aphid), 4396 nucleotides. Its product is annotated as myrosinase 1-like. Gene Ontology annotation, molecular function: beta-glucosidase activity. The record is from RefSeq and is a predicted model, not a curated record. NCBI's taxonomy places the organism in Eukaryota, Metazoa, Arthropoda, Insecta, Hemiptera, Aphididae. Gene Ontology annotation, biological process: carbohydrate metabolic process. The coding region runs from base 1440 to 3071 and encodes 543 amino acids. The transcript is spliced from 11 exons.
CGGUUUGUUUGAACUAUGACUUUUAUUUGAAAUUUACAUUCGUAGUAUAAACAUUGUCAUAUUGAUACUCGAUAUAUCCCAUAACAUAUAUAUUAAAUAAUCUAGAAAAUGUCUAUAUUCUUCAGUACCUACUUAUGUAUUUUACGUUUGCAUAUACAUUUACAAAUAUAAAAUAUGUAUGAUAGCCUGUAAGAAGUCGCUUUAUUAAUAUUUCUUAUUGAUAAAUUGUAACCAAUAAUAACAGAAAAUGUUUAUUGUAGUCCCAUCGUAUAUAGUCUAUAGUGGUGUAUGCAGAUUCAAUAUUCCCUACGCAAUCGUUGCCGCGAAAUUAUAACCAGACGUCGGUAAAUCAUUUAAGUACAAUUUUUAAUUUACAAAAAAAAUAAUUUAUUAUUAUUUAUAGACGUUAAUACAUUUAAUAUUAUUAGGUAGGCCAUAUUUGGCCACAAGUCACAAAUAAAAUGUCUACGACUUGUUUUUGUCGUUUUUAAACCAAAAAAUUUCAGAACUUUCAUUUUUUCUCAUCUUUAAAUUUAUGGUUGAACUUGAUCAAAUGUAUAUGUGCAUGUGCGUUGUAUAGAUCAUGUGAAAUCUCAUAAAUAAAAUUAACCACAUUAACUUAACAGGUUAAAUCACGUUACUGUUCUCCAGAAUUGAUUAUUAAUUUCAUAGUGGAAUUUUUUUCGAAGUAUUUCGAUACACAAAAAUAAUAUUUAUAAUGACUAAUGAGUAUACCUAGUUUAUAAAUUAGUUACAAUUAUUUAAUUGCAGGGAAUAUUUCAUUUACAAUUUUUUAGUUAACUCCAAAUUGUAGAUAUUUACAAAACGAAUUAAUUACUCCUUUAAAAUUCGAUUUUAUGCAUUAGACUUAAUCUACGAGUGCGAUUACUCCUAAAAUGUUUUGGAACAAUAAAUAUGAAAAAUGCAUGUUUUUUUUUAAAAAAAAAACUUUAAAAUUAAGACUUGUAACGAUAAAAAGUAUUAAUAUUUUCUAAGUUAGAAUUUUUCAAAAAAAAUUUGAUUCUCAAAUUGAUCACUUUGUAAUUUGUAUACAAGGUUACAUAUUAUCGAUAUAGGUAUCAUAAAAUCAAUGGAAAAAUUAAGAAAGUUGACAGAUACAUAUGAACCACCAGAAACCCAAGAAAACAUUAUUAAUAUGUAACUAAUGAAAUUAAUUCUACUAGGAUUAUAAUUCAAGGAUUGCGCUUGUAUAUUUGCUAUAUUCAAGUUUAUCAUUUGAUCUAUUUUGAUGAAUUGUUUUUUUUUUUAGUAUAAAACUGUUAUUAUGUAUUUUAUGUCAAUAGUCUAUGUGACCAUAUCUGUAUGUGAUUAUCAAGGAUAGUUUGAAGUAAAUGUUAUAAAUAAUAAUCAUCAGUUGCUUAGAUGAUUUAAUUGUUGCCCAACUCAACUAUCUUUACGUUCAUAAUUAAGAGUGAAAAAUGGUUGAUCAAAAUUUUCAAUUUGAUAGAUUAUCAUUAGAAAAUUUUAAAUGUAAAUACAGACAAUUUCCUGGAGAAUUUAUGCUUGGUACUGCUUCUUCAGCAUAUCAAAUUGAGGGUGCGUGGAAUGAUGAUGGAAAAACCGAGAGCAUAUGGGAUCGAAUCGCUCACACUAAACAAGAAUUAUUUAUGGACGAAUUAGAGUCAGAUGAAACAAAUUCUUCAAAUAAUGUAGAUAUGAUCUCAGAAAAUACAUUUUUGUGUAUAUCAAAAGGAAUACCUAUGUACAGAAUAAAAUAUAAACAAGGCCAUACAGCUAUUACUGGAGAUAUUGCUUGUAAUAGUUAUUAUAAAGUUGAUGAAGACGUUGAGCUUCUUAAAGAACUUAAGGUUCAAUCAUAUCGAUUUUCAUUAAGUUGGCCACGUAUUUUACCAAGAGGCGAAGAUAGUUACGUAAAUCCUGCUGGUGUCCAAUAUUAUAAUCGACUUAUUGAUAAAUUGAUUGAGAACAAUAUAACACCUAUAGUGACAAUUUAUCAUUGGGACUUGCCUCAGUGUAUACAAGAUUUGGGAGGAUGGUGUAAUAAACAAAUAAUAGAGUUCUUCACUCUUUAUGUUCGAGUGGUUUUCAGAACGUUCGGCGAUCGUGUGAAAUAUUGGAUCACUAUCAAUGAACCUUACUUGGUAUCAGAAAGUUAUGGAAAUAUAAGCGGAGCACCUGCAUUAAGCAAAAGUGGUUUUGGGGAUUAUUUGGCCAUACAUCAUACAAUAUUAGCACACGCUACUGCUUAUCAUAUAUACAAUCGAGAAUUUAGACCAUUGCAAAAUGGUCAAAUAGGUAUAAGUUUAAACAUGGAAUGGUAUUAUCCAAAAAAUGUAAGUUCCUUAGAAGAUCAUUACGCUGCACAUCGAGCUCGUAUGUGGCAGUUUGGAGUGUUUGCCCAUCCGUUAUUUUUCGGAGACUAUCCGGAAGAUGUGAAACAAGGAGUUAUGGAAAUUAAUAAAUCUAAUGGAAUAUCAUUAAAACGACUGCUUGAUUUUAGUGAGAACGAAAAACAUAAAAUCAAAGGAACAUUAGAUUUUUUGGGUAUCAAUCAUUAUUUUUCGGUGUAUGCAACAAAGUUACAGUCAACUCAGAAUCAACCAUUAAAGACUCUAGAUUCUAAUUUUGAACUAUCAUUAAUUAAAGAAUUUCCUUAUUCAAACCCCAUGUGGAUUAAAGAAACUCCUAAGGGCAUACGUAAUUUGUUGUGUUGGAUUAGAGAUACAUACGGAAAUCCUAAGAUUAUUAUUACUGAAAAUGGCGUUUCAAACAAAGAACGAAAUGAAGACAAGGAUGCAUUCAUUAAAAUAAGAUACCAUUAUGGCUAUUUAAGUGCUGUUCUCAAUGCAAUAUACGAGGAUGGAUGUAACGUGAUUGGUUAUGAAGUCUGGUCAUUUUUGGAUUCAUUAGAGUGGUUUUUUGGAUACAGGGAAAAAUUUGGAAUAUACAAGGUCGAUUUCAAUGACAAGAACCGUACUAGAUAUCCAAAAAAAUCAUUACAGUUUUUUAAGCAGUUAUUUCAAACAAAAAUCUUACCUGAUGUCUUAGAUGAUCUGUAUUGUGAAUAUAAUAAAACUAUUGAAAAUUGAUUGUUUUAUUUUGUGUUAAAAUUGAUUUGAAACAGGAGUCAAGUAAGACAAUACGCUAUAUUAAAUUUAUAUUAAAAUAUGAUUAUAUUUACUACAUACUACAUAAUAUUAUAAAUUAUAAUACAAUGGUACUGCUUACCUAAUUUGUCUAUGACUGAUAAUAGAUGUCAUUGUAGAUUUUGUACAUAAGGAGGGCCACCAUGAGGUACUGGAGCUCGGCUAUGGAUUUAGCAUUUUAGCAUUUUACUUCUAAAUAAUUUUACCAAUAAAAAUAAAUAAAUACGAUACACGAAUGAUAUUAAGUAUAUAACAAUAAAUAAUUGUUAUUAUAGUCCCAAUUAUAAUUGUGAGGUUGGUAUCAUAGAAUUGUAUUUAACACUUUAGCACCGUUGUUUAGUUUAUAGUAUUUAUAGUAUUUUAUAAUAUAAUAGAAUGUAUUUACGUUCAUUUAGACGCAAAGAUUUAAAAAAUUAUAUUUUCAAUAAUUUUUAAGAAAUUAAUUUCUUUACUCUUCGUUAUUACUGAUACUCAGCUUUAGAUAAAUUUGUUAUCCAUACUAAAUCUUUAAAUCCAUUUUGUUCAGAACCUUAUUAAAUCUUUGUAAAAUAUUCGUUCAAUAGGUAUUGAUAAUAUUUGCUUGGGUUUUGAUAUUGUAAACAAAAGAGAUACUAAAUGCACUUUAGUAAACACUAUAAAACUCAUAAUAAUACUUACUUAAAAUUUACUUUAUUCUAACUAUUAGACUUAUGUACCUAUUAAUUUAGUAACAGGUUAACCAAAAAUCCAUUUAUUGACAAAGGGUUUAACUAAUAUUUCAUUAUCCAAAUAUAUAAGUAUAUAUACAUUUUUUUUAGAUAUAUACCUACUAAGUAGGUACUACUAGUGCUAGGUAUUAAUAUACUUUUAUACAUUUAAAUCUAUUCAGCUUUAUCAAUUUAGUGAUUUAGGUACGCUGUUUGUUACUAUAAUGUAUAUAUAACCAUUAUAAGCAGCUUAUUAAUGCUUAUAUUUAAGUUAUUUCUCUAUUCUGCAGUAUAAGCUGUUUACCUACUACUAGAGAGCCUAUAUAAUAUAGGCUCUCUACUUACUACUAGUAUAUAAGUACAUAGAAAAUAUUUGUAUACUUCACUUAAUGAUGAAAAUAUGAUAUAAAUAGGUAUAUAACACCUUGAAAUAUAUAAAUAUGAUAUUUAAACCAUUAUUUUUGUAUUCAAUUUUUCAUUUAUUUGAUUUGACUAUUAUUAUUUGUUGAUCUGUAUUUUCUGUUUCUUCAUUAAUUAUUUGAUGAUAUACACACGUUUUCAUUAGCCAAUAUACAUCAAUGC